AUGUCGCGUGUUAAGAGAAUCGCCAAAGAAUUGGAGGAGUGCCGCCAGGACACCCAGUCCGGCGUUUCGUUGAAGUUGAACAACGAAAACGAUUUGACCAAGUUGACCGGGUUCUUCAAAGGACCUCCAGGUACUCCAUACGACGGUGGUGUAUUUCAAGUGGAUAUCAACAUUCCCAACGAGUACCCUUUCAAGCCACCACAAAUGAAAUUUGCCACUAAGAUCUACCACCCUAACAUUUCAUCAGUGACAGGCGCCAUUUGCUUGGACAUAUUGAAAGACGCAUGGACCCCCAUCCUCACGUUGAAGAGCUCGUUGAUCUCGUUGCAGUCGUUGUUACAGUCCCCCGAACCCAACGACCCCCAAGAUGCCGAGGUGGCCAAGCACUACUUGUCCAACAGAUCCGGCUUUGACGAGACCGCCACCUAUUGGACCCGUAUCUACGCCACCGAGGACGAGAACACUGAGCUCAGUGACUCUGCAUUAUACGGAAUCGACGACGCCAUCGUUGUCCAGUUUGAAAACAUGGGAUUCCCAAGGGACAAGACCAUCGAUGUUUUAAGAAGAAUGGGAAUCAAGUCAUUCAACGGCGUUAGCAACAAGGCUGAUACAGAAAACAAGGUCUUGGAAGAACUCUUGAGAGAGUGCCAAUGA
Messenger RNA from Suhomyces tanzawaensis NRRL Y-17324, 654 nucleotides. Its product is annotated as E2 ubiquitin-conjugating protein. The record is from RefSeq and is a predicted model, not a curated record. Bases 1 to 654 code for a protein of 217 amino acids. Lineage: Eukaryota; Fungi; Ascomycota; Pichiomycetes; Serinales; Debaryomycetaceae. The transcript has a single exon. Gene Ontology annotation, molecular function: protein binding.